Salmo salar (Atlantic salmon) is the source of this 1207-nucleotide messenger RNA. RefSeq names its product Translocon-associated protein subunit alpha (gene ssra). The record is from RefSeq and is marked provisional. NCBI's taxonomy places the organism in Eukaryota, Metazoa, Chordata, Actinopteri, Salmoniformes, Salmonidae. Gene Ontology annotation, cellular component: endoplasmic reticulum; endoplasmic reticulum membrane.
UAUGUAGCAAGCUACGAACUUGACCGCAGCAAAAUGUUCAAUUUCGGAUCAAAAAUACUUGUACUUUUUCUCGUGGCUUUCCCAUGUGGCCUGAUAUCCUUCGGCCAAGUAUCUGCAGACUCUGAGUCUGCGGAAGACAUUUCCCCAGAUUCAAUAGUCGAUGAGGAGGAGGAGGAGGAGGAGGAAGAGGAUGAGGUGCUGGUGGAAGAAGAUCAGGUCCCAGGCUCAGAAACAGAGGAUGACAUAGAUGAAGAUGCUGCAGUUGGAGAUGUAACCUCUCACCCUGAUGCUGACACCACCAUUGUCUUUGUGACUGGGGAAGAGUUCCCAGCCAAUGAGAUUGUGAAGUUCCUGGUGGGUUUCACCAACAAGGGAAGCCAGGAUUUCACUGUCCAUUCCCUGGAGGCCUCCUUCCGUUACCCUCAGGACUUCCAGUUCUACAUCCAGAAUUUCACAGCCUUGCCCCUGAGCACUGUGGUCCAGCCCCAGAAGCAGGCCUCCUUUGAGUACUCCUUCAUCCCUGCUCAGCCUAUGGCUGGUCGUCCCUUCGGCCUGGUUAUUCUACUCAACUACCAGGACAGUGAGGGCAACGGUUUCCAGACGGCCAUUUACAACCAGACCGUCACUAUCGUUGAGCUGGAGGAGGGACUGGAUGGAGAGACAAUAUUCAUGUAUAUCUUCCUGACUGGAUUGGUUGUCUUGGCGGUCUUUGGCAUGUACCAGGUGCUGGAGUCUAGGACGAGGAAGAGGUUCCCCGUGAAGGUGGAGACGGGCACUGGUGGGAUGAACGGUGUGGACAUAAGCUGGAUUCCCCAAGAGACCCUCAACAUCAUGAGCAAGGCAUCUGCAUCCCCUAAAGCCUCUCCAAGGAAACGCACCAAGAGAGCGGUGGGAGUAGAUCAGUAAACUAUUCCAUGAUGCGGUCAUCUUCAUAUCAAUAUCCACCAGGCCCAUGUUCAAGGCCCAUGACAUCACAACAGUCAACACCAUCAACCUCUGGUCAACCUCUGGGUGGACCUAGUUAGUUAUCCAAGAGCUUUUUGCUGCUGAUACAUAGGCAUACACCAAAUGUCUCAAUGUCAAGGGUUCUUGGACUGAAGACACUGGUGUCACGAAUGUGUCCCAUUUAGACACCACUCUAGUUGGACAUGGUCAUAAUUGUGCAAAUUUGGCCCACAUUUUGUUUAAUUAAAGGAACUUGUUUUUU